Molecule: messenger RNA, 1454 nt
Organism: Cadophora gregata
Lineage: Eukaryota; Fungi; Ascomycota; Leotiomycetes; Helotiales; Ploettnerulaceae
Exons: 3
Coding region: 419-1084 (221 amino acids)
Source: RefSeq, a predicted model, not a curated record
CCUCUCUUUGCAAUUUAGAAUGUGCCUUGUGGCUGCUAAUCAUAGUGAAGCCCGCCAAGUGGCACGGCUCCAUUCCUACCACCUCUUUCAUAUCGCAAAAGUUUUGCUGGCUUGUAUGAGGAUGAUGUGAUGAUGAUCAGGCUCUGCUUUGCUUCACCGGAUUGCUUCGUUCGUUUGCUCAAAUCGGUUGGAUUAUCAGGCCAACGGGCAAUGUAAUCAUAGACAGCGAAGAUUGACAAGCUAUGGGCUGUUCAAAGUUAUGACCACCCAAACAUCUAGAGAUGGGCAUAAGAGUCAUGGAACAAGCCAAGUUGGCACAACCACUUGACAUUAAUUUUCUUCGUCCAUCAAGUUCAAUUUUUCAGACGUCCCGAGCCCAUAGAUUUUAGUUCAAGAGACCAACCUUCACUCAGCUUCAAUGGCAAGAUCGCCGAACUUACAGUUCGUGUGGCCGAAAGAUGGGCCCAAGGGUCGAGGACGACGCGGAUUCUGGGGCCGGCUAAACAACAUCAGGACUGGAAAAGGACCAGAUAUCUUCCUCCAACGCAAAGGUUCGACUGAACCUAUCAUGCCGGAUGAAUGGCAGAACUGGGAUUCUUACCAUUUCCACGAUGCUCACGUUCUUGAGUCGAUCAAUCCAGCAUCCAGAGGCUACCAAAGAUACGACCCUCAUGACCGGACCUACAAAGAGUGGUCGACACCUCAUGAUUGGUUCGGACUUGGAGUUGAUGGUUUAGGAGUAGGCGCCCACGGGAAUGGCAUGCCAAGAUUCACUCGUGAGGAAUGGAUCAGGAUGCAGAAAAUCAGGAGGCGUGGUCAUCUGAUCGACCCUGCUGCUAUGGGUGAUGAUUGGACUCCCCAUGGACCAAAGGUUUAUGUUCCCCAUGCUUUAUUUGAUGCUGAAGCUGACUUUGGACAGAGAUGGGACGUUGAACAUGAUCAGUAUUGGCGCAAUGCCCACCGACAAGCAGAAAACUUUCGCCAAGGGCUACCCCGACGGGCAGGGACAAACCCAAUGAUGCGCGCCCACCUCCGGGACAGACAAGAUCUGGGGCCUUGGAUGAAUUGGGAAGGGAUCUAUUAGAUUCCAGAACACCUUUCCGAAUCAUGACUGAUCACAGAUCAUUGCUUGGCUGUUUGCUUGAAGAGUGCUGGUGGUUGACAUGUUGGCCUUUUCUGCUUGCGUUUGACUUUCAGAGUAAGGCUGCGCUGCGUUGGAUUACUGUCAUGGACUGCUGUCAUUCUCACUCCAUGUAUCUGGCAUGUCCGGGAUAGUCCUCAUCACGCAACCUAUCAAACACAAUUGUCCCUUCGACACCGCGCACGUGACUAUUGCCAGAAGUUGCCGAUGUUUGCUGUUCGAUUGCUUCCGCAUCUUACUCAUUGUUGCAGGUUCGGUUGUCCAGUCGGUAAAUGCCAUACCAUCCAACCCCGCGAUCCCCUCACUUCCCCGU